AUGGCCGCCGCAACAGACAAGGCUCGGUUCUUCCUGGAGAAGUCCAUUCCGGAGCUCAAGGAGUAUGAGCGCAAGGGCAUUUUUACCAAGGAUGAAAUUUCCUCAAUCGUCAAAAAGAGAUCCGACUUUGAACACAAGAUUAACGCCCGUGGUGCGCAAGCGGUGGAUUUCGUGCGCUAUGCAGAAUAUGAAAUGAACCUGGACGUUCUGCGAAAGAAGCGAGUGAAGCGACUGGGGAUUCGGUCAGCAGGUUUCAAUGGCCAGCGACGCAUUUUCUUCGUUCUCGACCGGGCAGUACGCAAGUUCCACGGUGAUCUCAACCUCUGGGUGCAAUACAUCGAAUAUGCCCGGAGGCAAAAGGCCCACAAGAAACUUUCGAUGAUCUUUACCGACGCUUUGCGCCUACAUCCUACGAGCGCCGAUUUAUGGGUUUACGCCGCGAAGCAUGUUCUGGACGACCAUGGUGAUAUGACACAGGCUCGGAGUUACAUGCAGCGCGGUGUUCGAUUCUGCAAGAGUUCACGAUCAGUCUGGACUCAAUAUGCGAAGCUGGAGUUGAUCUACAUUGCGAAGCUCGUUGCUCGUCAAAAGAUUUUGGGUCUCGACGAAGAGAGCCAAAAGCCCAAGGCAGUGGAGGCAGGUCUCGAUGAUCGCGAUGCGGAUAUGGUUGCACUCCCAUCGCUCACGGAGGAGGACAUCAAUCCGACAAUGGAAGACAACGCCGAGGUGGAUCAGGUUGCACUACAAACUCUCAACGCCACCCCUGCUCUGAGUGGUGCCAUUCCGCUCACCAUCUUUGACACUGCCUCCAAGAACUUCGACCACGAUGAUCGGUUUGGUCAGGAGUUUUACGAUAUGGUCUGGGAGUUUACAGAUGUGCCUUGCCAUCUUAAGCUCCUGGGACAUGUUCUUGAAACCAUGCAGGCGAACAAGCCUUCCAGCCCCCGCACACAGAUCUGCUAUAUCAAAUUCCCGACCGCGGGAAUUCCCGUCACUUCGCCCGAGUUCCCGCGGGCGCUUGGUAGCUCCCUCGCUCGCCUCCGGGAGUACCCCUUGGGCAAAGAGCUUGCCCGCCAGGUUGUGAGCUGGCUUCAGCCUCUCCAGGCGACCAAGGAUUUGGACCCUUCCUUGCAGCAGGUCAUUGCCGCUACCGUCGUCAAGGCGGAGCGGAUGGCACAAUAG
This is a messenger RNA of Penicillium salamii, 1182 nucleotides long. The record is from the annotation of a GenBank genome assembly. Lineage: Eukaryota; Fungi; Ascomycota; Eurotiomycetes; Eurotiales; Aspergillaceae.